CACUGCACCCAGGUCCGGACGAGGAGGCUGAUGAAGGAGCUCCAGGAGAUCAGGAGGUUAGGGGACAACUUCAUCACGGUGGAGCUGGUGGAGGACAACCUGUACGACUGGAACGUGAAGCUCCACCAGGUGGACAAGGACUCUGCGCUGUGGCAGGACAUGAAGGAGACCAGCACCGAGUUCAUCCUGCUCAACGUCACCUUUCCCGACAAUUUCCCCUUCUCUCCGCCCUUCAUGCGGGUCCUGACCCCCCGCCUGGAGAACGGGUACGUGCUGGACGGAGGGGCCAUAUGCAUGGAGCUGUUGACCCCCCGGGGAUGGUCCAGCGCAUACACGGUGGAGGCCGUCAUGAGGCAGUUUGCGGCCAGCCUCGUAAAAGGACAGGGGCGUAUAUGUAGGAAAUCAGGGAAGUCCAAGAAAGCUUUCAGCCGCAAGGAAGCCGAGGCCACCUUCAAGUCCCUGGUGAAGACCCACGAGAAGUACGGCUGGGUGUCCCCGCCCGUGUCCGACGGCUGAGCGCUCGGGCCGCCGACCCGCCGACCCCGAGCUAGCCGGAAACGAAACCCAGCUAGCCCCGACACGCAAAACGACACACCACGCUAACUCAACAAUCUCCCAUCUCCACCUUUUGCUGUUUCACCCAAAAGUUUUUUUUCUUCUUUUGGUUUUGUGUGUCUUGUGUUAUUUGGUUUUUUUGGGGGGGGAUUCUUUUCUUUUUGCCCUCAUUUCCACCAAAACUCGCGGAGAGCAGACACGCCGCCAUCUUCGUCACUCCUCA
This is a messenger RNA of Anoplopoma fimbria (sablefish), 778 nucleotides long. It is a transcript of the gene ube2ql1, whose product is annotated as ubiquitin-conjugating enzyme E2Q family-like 1. NCBI's taxonomy places the organism in Eukaryota, Metazoa, Chordata, Actinopteri, Perciformes, Anoplopomatidae. The record is from RefSeq and is a predicted model, not a curated record. Bases 31 to 516 code for a protein of 161 amino acids. The transcript has 2 exons.